Messenger RNA from Amoebophrya sp. A25, 1741 nucleotides. NCBI's taxonomy places the organism in Eukaryota, Dinophyceae, Syndiniales, Amoebophryaceae. The record is from the annotation of a GenBank genome assembly.
AAGCCUCACACAGAGGUGCGGGUACGACCAGCGGAGCCAUUUCUGCUACAACAGCACCAGUCCAGCCACAGCCGGGGAAUUUCUCUCAACCCAAGAUCAUUUGUUCUCAUGCGCAGCUGUUUACAGAGCAUGCGGGAGUAGUUGCCCCUGACAAGGAACUUCUAAACCGUCUUCUCGCACCCACAAGCUAUUCCGCAGUGAUGAUCAACAACUUCAUCUUGUGUCAGUAUUUUUACGAACUCACCUGCACUUUUCUUAAACCUUUUUUACAUUAUCUGGUAAGCAAUACGUCGAUUUUGUUACCCGGAGGCGUGGCGCACUUCGUUGCUGGCCACGACGAUUCAGAAGCGUCAGAAACUUUUUCUACUAGUGCAUAUGCUGUUGACGAGGACCAAUAUUUUAUUGGGCGAACUUCUUCGGCCCCUGUCGAUGGAAAGACAACGAGGACAAGUCAAAAAUUACAAUCACUGACUAGCAGUGGGAAGGGGAACCUUAGUGCUAGUACGACGAGAUCAGCGAGUACAGCAACUCCAUCACCGUCGACCGCGACUAGUACUACUUCCAGUAGUGGCACAAAUAAAAACGUGGCAUCAGAAGCAGAAAUACGACGACUUUCAUCAGAGAAUAUACUCACAUUGCAAUUGUCACCUCCUCCAUCAUCUGAUACGCCAGAAUUUUCCCCUCCGGCAAGGCGUGCUGGCGACGAGAGGACGAGAAAUAUUAGCAUCGUAAACCCUGAGGACCUCGACCUCCAUGUAGAGACGAAUAGCAAUAGACGUGUCAAUUUAGUCGAGCAGCAAGGUAAAAAUCUUCUUGAAGAACCUGCAGCGCUGUUGCGGAGUACAUCACUAAGGGCAGUCAGCGGACCUUGUGGAGGACCUGGCAAAAAUGUGUCUUCUGGCAAAGAAGGAACUUAUUCUCCACCCGAUGAAUUUGUUCUUACCGAAAAAGGACGCAGAGACUUGGAGACUGAGCUGCGUUCCCACCACCAUUUAACGAGAGGGAGCUUCCUGGCACGUUCGUCUGGUAGUGGCAUUGGCGGGAUAGGAAUCAUUCCGACAUCUUCUGUGUCCUCGUCACAAGUAAUACAACAGAAGAAGACGGUGACACUUUUACCGGCAUUUUCCUCGCAAGAAUUUUUUUAUGGCAAUGUAGUAGGUUUUUUUGUCUAUCCUUAUUUAGCAGGGCUUCCUUAGGGUUCUCGUGAAGCAAAUCCCUAGUACGCCAAGAACUAAUGACCUGCAUCUGAACACAUGGACAAAAAAACUACGCAAAACUCUUUCAUGAUUUAGAAAAUUUAGAUCCUGUUGGGGCCUUCGCGUCUUUGCCCAUAGCUAAGGUGAGGAAGUUGUAUGCGAAGUUUAUUCGCGGUCCACACUUUGAGCCCUGGUUUAGACAGCAGAGGGACGCCGUAGUGCAGCAAUCACUCGCAGCACACAAGAAGCGGCAGAACAGGAUGAGGAGUAGUCAAGGAUGAUGGCGGAUGGCGAGAUCUUAUCGAUGUGGCCUGUGCUUGUGGCCUGUGCUUGUUUUUUUCCGCAUCAAUGUGUGCUUCAUCAUCAUCUUCUAGGUCUACAUGCAGUUGUAUUUUUUGUCCACUAGGGCUAUCUUCUUUUUCAUUAUCUACGUGGGAUGCGCGCGCCCGCUCUCUUGAUUUCUUGAUCAACUUCGUUCUUAGGGAUUUCGUGUGAUUCGCAAUAGUGAAAUUUGUUUUCCAGAUCACGCAUUUUUUUUCGAGGAA